Messenger RNA from Schistocerca cancellata (South American locust), 1206 nucleotides. RefSeq lists its product as uncharacterized. The transcript has 7 exons. The record is from RefSeq and is a predicted model, not a curated record. NCBI's taxonomy places the organism in Eukaryota, Metazoa, Arthropoda, Insecta, Orthoptera, Acrididae. Bases 1 to 1206 code for a protein of 401 amino acids. Gene Ontology annotation, biological process: synapse organization. Gene Ontology annotation, cellular component: neuron projection membrane.
AUGCUGCCAGCUAUCACCGACUCUGAGGUUACUUGCGCCCUAGGUGGAAGGAUGCCCGGCUCGCUGCUGGCGGCCGCGGCGCUCGACGACGACCUGUCGGACCUGCGGGACCUCUUCUGGCCGCUCAACGACUCCUGGCUGCUCGACGGCUUCGACGACUUCCACCACGACCACUUUGAGAACGCCGGCGACUUCUUCCCGGAGGCGCAGAGCACGGCUGCGCCGGCCGCGCGGCCGCCCCCGGGGCCGCCGGACCCUGAGUUCGACUCCAACCUGGUGACGAACGUGACGGCACAGCUGGGCGGCACCGCCUUCCUGCACUGCCGCGUCCGCAACCUGGGAGAGCACACGGUGUCGUGGGUGCGACGCCGCGACUGGCACAUACUCACCUCGGGCCUCUUCACCUACACCAACGACGAGCGGUUCCAGGUGGCCCACUCCACUGACGAGGACUGGAGCCUCCAGAUCAAGUACGUCCAGAAGCGUGACAACGGCACCUACGAAUGUCAGGUGGCGACCGGGGCCGGCACCAUGUCGCACUACUUCAACCUGCACGUGGUGGCGCCGGCCGCCUUCAUCCUGGGCAGCGGCGAGUACCACAUCGGCGAGGGCAGCACCAUCUCGCUCGUCUGCAUCAUCGAGAACAGCCCGACGCCGCCGCAGUACGUGUUCUGGCUGCACAACGAGCGCGUCGUCAACUACGACGGGUCGCGCGCCGUCGCCGUCAGCACGGAGCCGGGCCCGCGCACGCACUCGCGCCUCCUCAUCCCGCGCGCCACGCGCCGCGACUCGGGCAACUACACGUGCAGCGCGCCCGACACGCAGCCCGACACCAUCAACGUGUACGUCUCGCAGGGCGCCACAACAGAUGACUGUAUUACCGUUGACCUUUGUGAAAGCCCUGAGAGGAGACGUGAGGAAGAUUUCCGAUGGGCACCAGCAGCUGCACCCUAUAUAGAACAUGGACACCAACGGACUGGAGCUCCGACCACCGGUUCCACCACAGCAGACACAGGACACCACACAAGAGAUGCAGCUGACGGCCGCUCCAGGCUAGACCGUGGUGGCUGCCAGUGCUUCCACCGAGAGCGUGAUAGGCCAGGCCCAACACGGAGGAUACGCAAUCCAAACAGCCGAAGCGGAAGCAAAGCAACGGAAACAGCGUCCACUGAAGAGAAGGAAGAAGCGUCGACUGACUUCUGCUGA